Molecule: messenger RNA, 823 nt
Organism: Drosophila sulfurigaster albostrigata
Lineage: Eukaryota; Metazoa; Arthropoda; Insecta; Diptera; Drosophilidae
Product: abnormal spindle-like microcephaly-associated protein homolog
Molecular function (GO): calmodulin binding
Source: RefSeq, a predicted model, not a curated record
CGUCAGUACGGUUAUAGGUCUCGUAAGAGUCAGUUCUCAGGCAGCUGCCAAGAAGCGCUUGCCAAUCAACCAAAUAAAUUCGUUAGCUGAUCGAUGGUCGAUGUAACUGCCAUUUAGCAAGAAAAGGCAAAGAGAAUAAGAACACACACAGGAUUUUGUGAUCAGUGCUCUCAGCUUGGGAUCAUGUACAUAUAUCCGAGCUCACCUGAAUCAGCGUCGUCCUUGCAAUCCGAAGAAAGUGCUGCCGUCAAGAUCCAAGCUGGCUUUCGCGGAUAUCGUGUCCGCAAGCAGUUGUACCGUUCGAAUAAACCUGUUAACACCAAUCGCAUCAGUGGCAACACGCUUUCCUCCCAGCGAUUCUCCAGCGGUCGACGUCAGCAACACUCGCAGUCAUCACAGCUCACUCGCACUCACAGCAACAUCCUGAUGGAGGAGAGAAGAAAUAUCCAAAAAACGGCUGUUGAUGGACAGCAAGUUCCUGCUGCGUCAGCGGAUGUGGCGUCCAUUGAAGAUCGCUGUGCCACAAAGAUUCAAGCCGGAUUCCGUGGAUUUUUGGUGCGAAAAAAGCAAAAGAUUGCAACAGAUGCGGCUGUCAAGAUUCAGUCGAGUUUCCGUGGAUUCAAAGCACGCAAGGAGGCCGAAAAAUUAAAGCACUCUUAAUUUAAUAUACUCUUAAUGUUAAUCACUUUGCAUACACAAUUCGAAUAAUGAGUGUUUGUGGAGUCCAAUUAAAUACAUUCAAUCUUGUAAAUAGUUAGCAGUAGUUGAUAGUCACCAGAGAAAAAGAAAAUAAUAAAUAUACAUACUAUAUACACGCCACCAA